Molecule: messenger RNA, 1771 nt
Organism: Pieris brassicae (large cabbage white)
Lineage: Eukaryota; Metazoa; Arthropoda; Insecta; Lepidoptera; Pieridae
Product: uridine phosphorylase 1-like
Exons: 7
Coding region: 236-1225 (329 amino acids)
Biological process (GO): nucleotide catabolic process; uridine catabolic process
Cellular component (GO): cytoplasm; cytosol
Molecular function (GO): uridine phosphorylase activity
Source: RefSeq, a predicted model, not a curated record
CACGUUAUGUAAUGUUAUUUCAAAACAUAAACAAUGCUUUUAUUUUACUUCUUUAUUCUUUGGCAAUAUAUUUUGUUAUUUACUUCAGUAAGUAAUAAAAAUGCAUUUCCAGUAUUUCAAAAAAUAUCUUAUUAUUCCCUGUGAAAGAUUUCAAAUCAAGAAAUUGAUAAUCAAGAGCUCGAAUCCAUAAGUAGUUUUUCUACAUUACGAAUAUAGUUGGUAGUUUUUUGUAACGAUGAAUUGCACAUGUGACUUUAUAUUGCCUACGCAAGAUGAUUGGAAUAAACAUUAUGACAACUGCAGAACGAUUUGGAAACACGAUAAAUAUGAAUAUCCUAAAAAUACGGAUGGGUCAAUGCAACUACCAAAUAAGCACUUAUCUAAGCUUGACUGUGACAUUUUAUACCAUCUUGGAUUUGAUACGGUGAAACAUGAUCUACCAGCUAUGUUUGGUGAUGUAAAGUUUGUAUGUAUGGGAGGAACUAAAUACAGAAUGAAGGAUGUAGCUGCACACAUGAGUCAGCUAUUGAAUAUUCCGUGUGACUUCAACAACAUGGUCAAACAAGCACAUAGAUAUGUUAUGUAUAAAGUUGGGCCAGUACUGUGCGUUAAUCAUGGAAUCGGUAUCCCUUCGAUGACAGUUGUGUUGGAGGAAGUAUUGAAAAUGCUCUUUUACGCGAAGGCAAAGGACCCUAUUUUCUUGAGAUUGGGUACCAGUGGUGGAAUGGGCAUUCCAGCAGGGUCCGUUGUUAUUUCAUCAUGGGCUAUGAAUGGUACCUUGGAGAAGAUAUAUGACUUGCCAAUAUUGGGGAAGACCAAAACAUUCCCCGCGAUUUUCGAUCAGCGGUUAAACCAAGAACUAUAUUCUAUUGCGUGUCAUGAAGAUUUUAACACUUACAUAGGAGGAACGAUGUCCGCCAACGACUUUUAUAGAGGUGAGGGGAGAACCGAUGGCGCAUUCUGUGACUACACAGAGUCUGAUAAAAUGGAUUUCCUACAGACUCUCGUAGGCUUGGGUGUAAAGAACCUUGAAAUGGAAGCUACAGCCUUUGCAGCUAUUACAAAAGAAGCUGGACUGCGGGCAGCAGAACUAUGCAUAACUUUCCUCGAUCGUUUGCUUGGGGACCAGGUUACACCUGAUGCACAGACACUUAGCCAGUGGCAAAAACGUCCUGCUAUCAUUGUUGGUAAAUACAUCGAAGCCUACUAUAACACCAAAAAGUAAUAAGAAAUAUUUAUUAAUUAAAAGACACAAACCGGCCCCCAGAAUACGAAAUUGAUGAUAGAUAGUAGACACAGGGUGUUCAGAUUGCAGAGAAGAACUUUGGUAAAUCAAGUACUGAAAUGCCACAACGCCCAUUCAUUGCAGAAACCUUAGACAGAAUAUCUGUUGCAGAACGGAAAAAAACAUUGCGAUCAUGUAAAUAUAGGGAAAAAGACGCGUUGGUAGAUAUACCGUUUUGCCAGAUAUAGUGAAAGCGAAAAAAGUUAUUCUAAAGAUGAACAUUUUGACAGUUUGGAAAAUCAAUAAUUGAUGGAGUUCGUUCUCUAGAAGACUAGAGAAUUUCUUCAGACGUUGUUUUGUUUGAUCACAAAUUAUUGGAUCAAACUAUAAAGGCAAAAUACGUGUCGAGUGUUACAAAUGAUUAACUAAUAUUGCUCUUAGCAAUAAGGCCGCCAGUUGCGCUGUAUUGUAAUGUUUGUUUUUAUUUUCUGUAAUUUCUUGGUGCGUACAAUAAGUAAUUUUACUAUCUACUAAUAUCUAAUAAAA